Coturnix japonica (Japanese quail) is the source of this 3209-nucleotide messenger RNA. The record is from RefSeq and is a predicted model, not a curated record. NCBI's taxonomy places the organism in Eukaryota, Metazoa, Chordata, Aves, Galliformes, Phasianidae.
GAGGGACCUUGAGGGGGGCGGGUGAUGAUGCUGCAGCCGUGGGUCUGAAGGGGUUUGUGCUAUGGAGGGAGGUGCUCGGCUCUGUGUACUGCUGUUCCCUGGGAGACGGGGUGGGUGUUAGGUUCCCGGGCAGAGAAGGGUUUGUUGCCGUGGAAGGAGAGCUGGGGUUCCUCAGUGGCUGUUCCUGGGUGUAGGAGGUUGAAAAGGUGGUUUGCUACGAGGUGGGUUCGUUGUCAUGGCUGAGAAAGUAAAGUUUGUAUUAGCAUAAGGAGCACUAACAGCUCCAGCGCUGGAGCGAUGCCGGCGCCAGGUGCGCCCAAACUCAGCAGAGCUGAGGCACCUGUGGCAUCUAACGCUCAGCUCAGGGCUGCUGCACCGCCGGAGCCGGCCAAGGACGGUGGAAUCAAGGUGACAUUAUGCAGCAAAGUGCCGAACCCGAAAGACUUCGUGCGCAUUCGGCCUCUGCCUUCAUCGGCUCAGACAGAUGGGAAGGUGUUGGCCAGGAGUUUUACGCUGUACCGGAGCCGCGGGCCGCCGUCAGAGCAAGUGUUCAAGGAGACGUGGCAGCGGAGGGAGCAGCAGCGCACACAGGCGCUAUUCACCCCCCGAGGGAAGCCCUACCGAGAGCUGGGCGAUCUGUCAUGUGCCGACCCAAAGCAUUUCACCCUGCGCUCCUUGGGACAGCUCGCAAAGGAACCAGUGAAGAAAUACAUGAAGGAAAGACCACGGAGAGAAGUGGCUGAGGUUGCUGCUACUGAGAGCUCUGUUAGCCCAAAGUCUGAUCAGCUGGAAUCAGUGAAAAGGCCCUUCUCCUCCUCCUCCUCCUCCUCUGAAGAAGAAACAGGACAGGAGCUGAAGACUCUUAGUAAAACUUUAGCUCGCUUGAGACGUCACAUCAGUAUGAUGAAGCAGGGUGGAGAAUUUUUUUAUAUCCUUCACCAAGAAUCGCUGGAGCAGACGAAAGCAUUGAAAGCACAAAAGACUCCAGUGACGACGUGGAGAACUGACUUCCAUCCAUGUGAAAAUUUAUCUGAGGCAGAGGUGUCAGCAGAAGAAAUGAACGCCCAACCAAAAAAAUCAGGGAAGAGGAAAAAAAAGAUGACCUUAAAGUCUUAUGCUCCCAUUUAUACCAGCGUCCUCGUUCCAAGACCCUCUGAAGCACAAAGUGAAUGUCUUUUCCGCCAGCUGUGUGCCAUGCACUGGCUUUUGGAAGCUCUGACUCUUGAAUCCAGCAGUUCAAUGCAUCCUCUAUUAUCCUGCUGGAAUCUCACGGACCCUGGUGGCUUUAAAAAAUCAGUGAAGGAAAUUCAAGAGGAAAAGUUAACAACAUAUAUGUGGGAGCUCUUUCUUACGAACACAAAGAAAUACUUGCGGAAAGCACGGCGCAUCCCGUUAAGGAAGCAGGCAAACAAGGCAGCUAUUCCAGCCAUCUCUCAGCUGAGCAUUCAGUCAUCUCAUGGUCAGACCCCCCUCAGCAGUGUAAAUUCUCUCGUGCAUUUCUCCGAAGACAAUGUCAACCUGAAAGGAUCUAUGGCCGAUGUUACGAGUGUGUCAAUGCAAACUAAAGAACAACAACCUUUCCCCCCCCCACAGAAGCAGAUCCAGACAACACAGGUGAAGGAGUCAAAAGAUGCCUCUGAACAAGAAGACACUCUUCAGAAGUCUGGACUUAAGAGCCAUAUCAGCCAUUUCAUUAAAAGCAAAUCUAAUCUGAGUGCUGAUGCAAGGCACCAGUUCAUGGCAAUACGGGAAGAAGCAGCUCUUUGUUUGCAUGAUGCUCUAGAGAGCAUUGAGAGCUGCCAGGAAGAGAGAUGCUGUAAAAAAUACCUGGCUUUGAAAAAUCUGAAGUUCUUUAAAGAGGACAUGGAAAGAAUAAGACAGCUGGAUGUGAGACCUGAAAGAGAACGUGAUGAAAAUGAAAUUAAAUGGUUUCCUGUAUUGCUGGCCAGGCUGCCGGAGCCAGUGAAGAACGACCAGUAUGUCAAGAAAAUCUUAAGGAAACUGGAAAAAUUUGGCAUGGCUUCUGAUUUAAUCAUUGAUCAGGAAACCUUCCUGAAGACUUUGACUGAUCUCCAGCUGUGGGAGCUGUGCUCUCCUGAAGUCGCUGCUGCUGUGGAGUUUGUACGUGAAAAUAUUGUACAGAUGUCAGAAGAGGAUUUCAGUGAGUGGCUCCAGGCAAGAAUAGACCCUCUCGAUGCACAGUCUUCUAGCCUUUAAAUCAGAUGGCCAGCUGAGAUGGUUUUCCAGUUACAAUUGUCGUGCUUCAAGCAGAAAACUACCACCUGUUCAGAUUUGCAUCAUGGAAGACUGGGGAAGGAGAGUAAACUUCAGGAAGUCCCAUUGACCACCUUUGUACAUCUGGAAUUUGUCCCUGCACUGUGCUCUGCUGGCUGUGGUGAGACACAUAGAAUAAAAGCUAAAUGGCCUCUUCCUGUGUUAUGCCCUGGACUCACCAUCAGACUUCAAUCUCACCUAACCAUAUAGAAUCAUAGAAUCACCAAGGUUGGAAAAGACCCAAACACAGGGUGGUUUUAAGCUUUAAUACAGUUUUGUUUGUUUGUUUGUUUUUUGUUCUAAUUCUUUUCAGUAGUUUGGAUGUUUUGUUUUCAGUUGAGUUAAUUUUGUAGUUAUUCUGUGAUUAUGGCUUAACUUCUUACCUUGUUAAUAUCAGUAUUGAAAAGCCAAGGAUCCCUAGAUGUAUUUCCAAGGUUUUCACUUGAAUAUAUACUUUCCACUGAUUACUGUAGCGUAUGUUUUCCAUCACUCUCCUGGAUAAGGUAAUAGAAUGAUACCCCUGAACUCAGAGAUGGUCGUAUUUCAUGAGCCUUGUGGAUCUGUUUGGGCUCAAUAGUCUCUUUGAUGGUGAGUCACACUUGCUAGAUGAUGGGAUCAGUGACCCAAUGACCUGCUAAGCUGAUGAUCUUAAUAAGCUGCUUACCUGCCUGUCAGAGCUUCCAAAGAACCCACUGGGCAGAAAGGCUGUCCAUUCUUUGGCCACAAUAAGAGAAAACAGCGGCAGUUCAGGAUGCAGGUGAGUGCUGUGACCAUUGAUGCGUGAUAUGUUAUUGAUUAAUGGUCUUCUUUUGGUCCCUUCCUCAUUCUCCUAACAGGAGGUAAAUGUUGUUUGAUGUUUUUUUUUCAAGGAAAAGAGCGAAAUCCACAAAUUUCUUUGAGUUACAGCUACCAGGAAAUAAAAGAGGCCUAAAUUA